AUGGUUUCUGAUUUAUCGGAUCAAGAAAACACUUUUGAUGAUCAAGAAACACAACUUUCGAUCUUAGAGGCUUAUGUCACAAACAAUACCAAACCUCCAGUAAUACGACGUAAUCCUAGACCUGGAGUGCAUAUUUAUUGGCGACGACGUUCAUUUGAAUACGGUUCAAACGAUGGCAAUGUUGACAGUUCUUUAGCGGCUAGCAUCUUACGUUGUUUGAGCAACAACGAUGAAACAUCUCUGUCUGCAGUUCAUCCUACCCAGCUUGAGUCUAAUUCGACUGAAGACAGCGCUGUGAGAUUUUCUGAAGUUCUGUCCACUCUUGAUUGCGAUGAUCCGGCUUCUGUUGCUCAACAUUUGUUCUCAAUUUUAAGUUCUACUAAUGAUAACGACCAAUUACAGAACGAACUUAUCGAUUUGUUUGGACUGGAUCAGUUCGACUUAGUUAGUAAAAUUUUAUCGUCGAGACAGGCUUUUUUGGAGGAUUGUAGAUCCUGCCUAAACUUGUUGCAGUUAGUGUCGCUUGACCAAACACAGGCAAAGAAAAAGAAGGAGCCAGUUUGCGGUCAACAGAUCACAGUUCACUCAAGUAGUGAUCUCCAUGUUCGUAAACUAGCUAAACGUCAGAAGAAACAUCUUAAUAAGCUGAUUGUUAAAUUUAAUCAUCAAAUUAAUGAAGAUGGCAAGUCGGAGUGGGAACGGUUGCAGAAUGAGAUCGCAAGAAAUAGCGAUGAAACAGUGUUUACAGAACAAUGGGUAGAGACUUCGCCUAGAAGUCAAACACCUCUUCCUGAAGAUUAUCCAUUUGUAUACAAUGCCUGCCAUGAGAAUAAUUCACAUAAUUAUCCAUUUGUAUACGAUGCCUGCCAUGGAAAUGAUUCACAGAUGUUCAAUUUUAGUGGAGCUGAAUUGUGUUUACCAAACAACUGUUCUCGUCACAAUUAUGGUGUUUAUGAGGAAAUUCAUGUUCCGGCAGUGACUGCUCCCCAGAUUAAAGAAAUGAAUCAGAUGAAUAUUGACGAGUUUGAUGAUUUCGCAAAAAAAUGCUUCCAUGGUUUUGAAAAACUGAAUGUUAUUCAGUCUGUGGUAUUCAAUCAGGCUUACAACUCACAAGAGAACCUUCUGAUCUGUGCGCCAACAGGGGCAGGCAAGACGAAUAUUGCACUGCUGUCGAUUUUAAAUACUCUCCGUAAAUAUUUGGGAGACAGCAAAGUUUGUAGAAACGAUUUCAAGAUCAUUUACAUUGCACCAAUGAAAGCAUUGGCUACGGAAAUGACUGCAAAUUUCAUGAACCGACUAGGAAAACUGAAUAUACGAGUGCGAGAACUGACUGGUGAUAUAAAACUCUCAAAAAAAGCAAUUGCUGAAACACAGAUGCUUGUUUUGACUCCUGAAAAAUGGGAUGUUCUGACACGAAAAUCUAUGGAAACACCAAUAAUGAAAUUGGUCAAACUACUGAUCAUCGAUGAAGUUCAUUUAUUACAUGAUGAUCGUGGACCUGUAAUUGAAACAAUUGUCGCAAGAACUCUUCGACAAGUUGAAAUGAGUCAGGAAGCAAUCCGAAUUGUUGGUCUUUCUGCAACACUGCCCAAUUAUGUUGAUGUUGCUAGAUUUUUGCGCGUGAAUCCUUCCAAGGGAUUGUUCUUUUUCGAUAGUCGUUUUCGACCUGUUCCUCUUUUUAUUGGUGUUCGCAAUCCACCACUUGAUGAAGCAAAUGUAAUGCGUGAAAUGGAUGAAAUAUGUUAUGAUAAAGUGCAUCAGUUUGUCAAAAAUAAGCAUCAAGUUUUAGUUUUCGUGACUGCGCGUAAUGCUACUUCAAAGUUAGCUCAUACUUUUCGAGAUCAAGCGUCUAAAAAGGGACAUUUGAAAGACUUCUUGCCUGCAAAUUUGGAUUCUCCAAGUUAUAAGAGUUCAUCUAAAUCUGUAAAGUCUUGUCGAAAUGGUAUGAUAAUAGAGUUAUUCCAACUUGGUUUUGGUAUUCAUCAUGCUGGGGUACCGCGUCGGGAACGUUUGUUGACUGAGAAGUUGUUUGCGAGAGGUCACAUUACUGUUCUUUUUUGUACUUCGACUCUCGCAUGGGGUGUCAAUUUACCUGCUCAUGCUGUCGUAAUUCGAGGUACUGAAAUCUUUGACAUUCAUCGAGGCAUUUAUUGUGACAUGGGCGUUCUCGAUGUGCAGCAGAUUUUCGGUCGUGCUGGUCGUCCACAGUAUGAAACUGCAGGACAUGGCAUUGUCAUUACUUGGAAAAGAAAUUUAUCAAAAUAUCUGAACAUGCUGCUUCGACAAGCGCCCAUUGAAAGUCAGUUCAUUUCUCGAAUUUGCGACAAUUUGAAUGCUGAAGUUGCUUUGGGAACUGUGUUGAGCAUUUCGGAAGCAGUUGAGUGGCUUAAAUACACAUAUUUUUUCAUCCGUGCCAAAUUAAAUCCUCUUGCAUACGGUAUUCCUCAUAGUCAUUUGAGUCGUGAUCCUGAAUUAAGCGAUUUUUUAACUCAUGUGGUAACCGAGGCUGCAAAGAAAUUGGACAUGAAUGAAAUGAUUCGAUUUGAUGAAAUCAACGGGUACGUAGUGUCAACAGAUCUUGGGCGAAUAGCUUCAAAUUAUUACAUUCGAUAUGAGACAAUUGAAAUUUUUUUGAAUAGUUCGACUGAAGUGAAAUUGCAGCCAAUUAUGACUGAUGAUAUGAUAUUAAUGCUUAUUGCUUCAGCAACAGAAUUCAGUCAAGUCAAAUUACGUGACGAGGAAUUCGCAGAACUUCAAGAACUUGCUAAUAUUUGUCCCUUACGUUUGAAGAGAGGUGUUCUUUCAACUGUAUGCGGAAAAGUGAACUGUUUGAUGCAGGCUCACAUUUCACGAGCGGGGAUUCGAACAUAUUCAUUGCUUUCGGAAUCGCAGUUUGUUCAGGGAAACUCUGACAGGCUUUGUCGUGCAGUGUUUGAAAUAGCAUUGAAAAAAGGUUGGGCUCAAGCGGCUAAUGGAGCAUUAGUCUUGGCAAAGUGUUUAGAUAGACAAAUAUGGGUGUUUCAGACACCGCUGAGACAACUUGAUUUUAUUCGUAUGGACUGGAUCAACAAAAUUGAACGAAAAAAUCUUAGAUAUUAUCAGUUGUAUGAAAUGAGUGAAAAAGAGUUAGGUAGCAUGUUAAAUUGUGACGGACGUACAAUAUAUCAGGCAGUGCGCAUGUUGCCGGUAUUGCUUGUAGAUGCUGCUAUUAAGCCAGUUACAAGCACUAUCAUCCAGGUAUCAGUAACUGUAACUCCAGACUUUCAGUGGUAUGAUAAUUUUCAUGGUCCUAUGAAUGGCCUAGUUUUCUGGAUUUUUGUGGAAGACAUAGAUGAAAAUUUUAUUCUUCAUCAUGACCAAGUACUACUCAGUAAAAAAAAAGUUCGCAAC
This is a messenger RNA of Thelazia callipaeda (thelaziosis nematode), 3390 nucleotides long. The record is from the annotation of a GenBank genome assembly. NCBI's taxonomy places the organism in Eukaryota, Metazoa, Nematoda, Chromadorea, Rhabditida, Thelaziidae.